This is a messenger RNA of Mizuhopecten yessoensis (Yesso scallop), 967 nucleotides long. RefSeq lists its product as uncharacterized. NCBI's taxonomy places the organism in Eukaryota, Metazoa, Mollusca, Bivalvia, Pectinida, Pectinidae. The annotation marks the transcript as partial. The record is from RefSeq and is a predicted model, not a curated record. The transcript is spliced from 7 exons.
AAAAGGAGAAAUCUGACCGACUUCAACGAUUACACACGAUGAAAGGCUUCGAGAACAUGGUAUUCAAUAUGGCGAGAGAGGCUUCCUCCAACGAGCAGCAAAUCUUUAGAUCGUGUCUAAAGUUGCAGAAAAAACCGACCGACCGAAGUCAGCUACGUUCCACAUGUACUUCAAAUACAGACGAAACAACUAUCAAGUACUACGACCAGACCUCAAAGUUUAUUAUGGCUUUAGUGUUCCCAAUGGCAGUCAGUGACCAAGACGUCAUCGUCCACAGCAUAGACGUCAUUAAGGCCAAAAUUAGGCACCUUUACCCAUGUGACGCAUCCUCUGUGCCACUGAGCAAGAUGUUUAAAGUGAAAGCAAGAGCAAGGCUACGUAAGAAGGGCUCCGUACAGGUGAUGAUUGUCGAUACGAAACUGAGGAGUAAAAUAGAGUUACCGGCCUUUGUUGUGUCAUCACAUGACAAAGGAAAGACUUGGGAGACAACUGCGGCCAGCCCGUCAUCGCGGGUUAUGAUGAAGAACAAACCGUGUGUGUCAGCGAUGAUCCGCGCAUGCCCAACGCACUUCAUGGCCAUCUCGUGCGAGUUAUGGCCGGAUGUGCCACUCUCUUUCAUGGACAAACUAGAGAUGCACACAGUGUCUCCUAGAGGAGGAUUGAUCCGCCUCCGGUGUAACAACAGGAUCACUAUCGCCGCUGAAAAGAAUUCAGUUGACAGGGAUAUAGACAUAUGCGUCCUGGAACAGGAGUCAAGCCCCACCCCGAUGGUAACCAUAACAGCGACAAAGGACAUUACCAGGCCUUUGAUACUAUCAAUUCCGUUCAAUAUGCUAGAAAGAGGAGAGAAUGCAAAGGGACUUAUCAUACUUGUAAAGGACGGUGACCUGAAAUGGCAGAAGGCACAAUGUGAAGCAUAUAAAGAACUGUGCUCCAUUAUCUUCGUGAUUAACAGUUUAAACAGACG